UUUAAAGGCUAGAGUAUACAAAUGAGUUUUAAGAUGGGACUUAAUUAGUAGCAUCUCUACCUGUUACCGGCAGGGCAUUCCAGAGUACUGGAGCCCGAAUAGAAAACGGGCGGCCCGGGUGCUGGUGUGCGAUCAUGUCCUGCAAAGCCGCCAUGGCCAAGGACAAGAAGACGAGCUUCGGCAAGAAGCUGUUCAGACGAGGUUCCGUCCGCUCCGUGGGAAGUUUCAUGAGCAGAGUCCUGAGGACACUGACCGCCCUGUCCCACUUUGGAUCCGAAGUCCAGACCGAGGAGGACAAGGACGACGACGGAGGCUUCACCGCGUUUAAGUCCGGAGCUAAGGGCGCACCCGUGGAUGACGGCGACCUGGGGGUUUUCCUCUCCGGCGAGAGAGUCCCCGGCGUGGCCGGGCUGAAGAACCACGGCAACACCUGCUUCAUGAACGCGAUUCUGCAGUGCCUCAGCAACACGGAGCUGUUCGCGGAAUUCCUCGUUUUGGAGCAGUACAAGAAAGAGGGGCUGGUCGAGGACAAACCAAAGACAAACGGCGUCCAUCUGCAAAAGAAGGGACCCGCGGCCAAGGGGGAAGUGACCGAGCAGUUGUCUGGACUUGUCCGGGCUUUGUGGACGUUUGAGUACACCCCCCAGCACAGCCGAGAAUUUAAGAACGCGGUGUCAAAAAACGCCACGCAGUUUAAGGGCAACGCACAGCACGACGCUCAAGAGUUCCUGCUGUGGCUGCUGGACAGAGUUCACGAGGACCUCGACACAGUCAACCCCAUCGGCAGUUUCUCCUUAAAGCCACCUAUUGAGGAGGAUGACCAACAUGCAGAAGGACCCUCCCCUCCGCUCUCAGCCGGUUCAUUUGUACAAGAGCUCUUUCAGGCUCAAUACAGGUCCUCGCUCACAUGCCCACAUUGCCAGAAACAGAGCAAUACCUUUGACCCCUUCCUCUGCAUCUCACUACCCAUCCCACUGCCGCACACGCGGCCAUUGUACGUUACGGUGGUCUACCAGGGGAAGUACUCGCACUGUUUGAGGAUCGGGGUCGCCGUGCCCCUCAACAGCGCCGUGUAUCGCCUCCGGGAUGCUGUGUCGCGCUCGACCAAGAUGGCUAUGGACCAGUUCAUUCUGACCGAAAUGUACUACGACGGUUUCCACCGUUCCUUCUGCGACGACGACGACGACCUCAACAUCAUCCAAGAGAGCGACUCCAUCUUUGCCUUUGAGACGCCGGAGAUGUUUAAACUCGAAAGCCUACGCACCAAAAGAGGCAAUCUUCUGGCCAACCUGAAUCACAACAACUUGAAAUACGGGACGGAAAAUAGUCGGACGUCAUCUUUUAUGCAGGGGGCUGGGACCCCUUUGGCAUCGCCCAAUAAAAACCUGGCUCCUGAGAAGAUGAUCCUCCUGGUGUGCAAUAGGGCCUGUACUGGACACCAAGCAAAAAGAUUUGGCUUGCCUUUCGUUCUCUACAUGGAGCGUACGGCCACCUGGGACGCGCUCCAGAAAGAGAUCUUGGAGAAAAUGCGCCACCUCCUCCGACCUGGAGUCUAUAUUCAGGUGGGGCCUUUCAGUCUUCGAGUGGUCGGCGUGGUGGGGAUCACCUACCUCCUUCCCCAGGAUGAGCGACCGCUGUGUCAUCCGACUGUGGAGAGAGCAUAUAAGUCCUGUGGACAGGGCGGUCCGCCGCACGUGAAGAUCGUGGUGGAGUGGGACAAAGAGACCAAAGACUAUCUAUUCGGACACACGGAGGAGGAGUACAUACCCGACGCCGAGAGCGUGUAUCUGUACAGGGAGCAACACCACCAGCCGCAGGCCUGCACUCUGGCUCAGUGUUUUCAGCUGUACACUAAAGAGGAGCAGCUGGCCCCAGACGACGCCUGGCGCUGCCCCCACUGCAAGCAGCUGCAGCAGGGCCGCAUUAAGCUCAGCCUGUGGACAUUGCCUGACGUGCUCAUACUGCACCUCAAGAGGUUCAGACAGGAGGGAGACCGCAGGGUGAAGAUGCAAAACUUGGUGCAGUUCCCGCUGAUGGGCAUGGACAUGGCGCCUCACGUGGUGAAGAGGAGCCAGAGCAGCUGGAGUUUACCUUCCCACUGGUCACCGUGGAGACGACCCUACGGCUUAGGGAGAAACCCUGAUGACUUCCUGUAUGACCUGUACGCUGUGUGCAACCAUCACGGCAGCAUGCACGGAGGCCACUACACUGCCUACUGCAAGAACUCCGUCGAUGGUCAGUGGUACUGUUUUGAUGACAGCGAGGUUUCACCGGUAGCCGACGACGACGUGUGUCAACAAACUGCCUACAUUCUCUUCUACCAGCGGAGGACUGCUAUACCUUCCUGGUCCGCCAACAGUUCUGUUGCAGGCUCUACCAGUUCUUCCCUGUGCGACCACUGGAUAAACAGGCUGCCCGGUAGCAGACCUGCAAGCUUGGCGUCAGGCGCCUCAUCCAGACGCACCUCUCUGGCUUCGCUGGCGGAGUCGGUGGAGUUUCCCGCAGAGCGUAGCGAAGACGACGGUGGUUUCUCCGUCCGCCCCUUCGUGAGGAGCAUCCAGCGUCAGAGCUCGUCUUCCAGGUCGUCCAUUGCCAGCCCCUUAGCUUACAGUGACAGCGGCGUCAAGCCCUCUUGGUCCCUCUCCACCAAGCUGCAAAUGAGGUCCAGCUCACCCUCGCGCUUCUCCCUGGACUCUCGGUGCUCGCCACCCCUUGAGCGGAUCGGCGAGGCCUGCGACGACCGCGUGUCCACGUCCUGCUUCGGCAGCUACAGCCGACACGAGCGCUACUUCGGCAGCAGGACUCCCUUGUCUGCGGUGGAGAGCAACCACGCCGAGCAGGAGAACCACAACAAGCGUUUCCUGGAUAUGAUGUACUGCCGCGCUCCCACGCCGGUGGACAAGAAGACGUCCAAAAACGAGCCCACCGAAAACAACAACCAGAUCACGGCCAUAGACCAAAACGUCCUUCCGUCUCAAGCCACGCCCUCCAAGGAGCAGAAACGCAAAGAAAGCACAAGCUCCACGAAAACCACCAAAGCAGAGCAGGAAAAAAACACCAAAAAACGUCUGUGUAAUAAACCCGCGACGUCCGAGACCCCCUCGAGCACGCCUGUAAAAGGCAAGAAGGUAAGCAACACGAAAGAGAAGAACGUCACGAGCAAGAAAAGCAGCUUGACACCUAGUGGGACGCCUUCCAAAACAAAGGAGGCGUCCUCAACUCUGGAGGCGACGUCAAAACACAGACUGUGUGUGCGCUCCACGCCUCUGUCGUCAGCGUCACCCUCCCCCACCACCAAGAAGAACCCGGGCGUCCCCGAGAAGAACCCGGCCAGCGCUCGUAAGCGUCUGGUGGAGAGGAGCUUCAGCAGAGACUCCAUGCACACCAGUCCUCUGAUCAACAGCCCGCGAGGAAGCCCUCUGUCCAAGACGGGCGAGAGCAGCCGACACGAGGCGAAGACGGUGCGGAGCUCCAGCAGCAGCUCGUCCGUCACCAGCCUGCGCUCUCCCAGCGUGUCCAGCAGAGACCUGCAGCGUGGCGGAAAGUCGGAGGAGAAAGGCCUGUCCUUCUUUAAAAGUGCGCUGAGACAACGGGAAAGCCGCCGGUCGGCCGACUUAGGCAAGAGCAGCCUGCUUUUCAAAAGGACUUCGGAGAGGACAUACAAGCAGAACGGACAGGCCAAGGAAGGCGGCGUCGAGAACGGCAAAACGGCGGUCGACACAUCCUCGCCUCUGAAAGCAGACGCUCCGAGAGGCGCAGCUGAGAAAAAGGCAGACGCCAAGGAGUCCAAGGCCGCCUCCUCUCUCGGCCGCUCUCUGCUGCACGUGGGCAAGACCAAGGCUUCCGGUGCCGACGCGAGUCUCAAGUCGCCGGCCAACGGUAAGAAACCGCUCGACAGGAAGACGCCUUCCCGGAAGCUGUCGUCGAGCACGCAAUCACCCGCACGUACGACACAGCGGCCUCAGUGACCGCCACCAUCGUACGUACUUUUCUUCUUACUGAAUGCAGCUACUGUACAUUCUCUGUGCCUACCUUCUGCUCAGCACCCCGCUGUGAAAAGUACGCAAACUUGACACUUAGGCUACCUUCACACUGUUGCAAUUCCGGUUUUAUUCCCCAUAUGUGACGCGCACAUUUUUUCACCGUACAAUUCCCGUUUUUACAAAUCCAACCAAGGCCUCUUGCAUAUUUAGAUCUAAAUUCCGUUUAUGGCCGAUACAACUGCAGUCUGAACAAUCGGGUCGCGAUUAUCCAACCUAAACGUCAUCAAAAAGCGACAGUUCUCGGCCAAAAUAGACAAUUGCGAAAAUAAAUAUUGGACGAAUGAGCAGAAAAAGAUGUUUUAGAUAGGGAUGCAAUGAUUAACAAGAUUUACUAUUGACGUUAAUUAAAAAAGGCGUGGCUCAGUUGGUAGAGUGCAACUUUAAGGUUCCAGGUUCGAUUCCAGCUCCUGCCAAAGGACCUCACUGCCGUUGUGUCCUUUAGCAAGACACUUCAUCCUUGCUCCCAGUGCCACCCACACUGGUUUAAAUGCAGCUUAAAAUGUAAAUAAUAGGUUUUGCUAUGUAAUGCAGUCUCUAGAGGGGGAGAAAAAGUGCUACAUAAAAUAUAAUCCAUUUAAAAACACCAGAAUUAUUUAAUCUCAAAGGCUCCACUACACCUUGAGUUUCAGUCAUCCUCACUCGCUAUAUACAUUUUUAUCAGUAGCUCAGCAUUGUGCAAGUUUAGUGUAAACAAACCGCAUCAUCAGGAACUCCUGUCAAGGGCUUCAUUUAGUGUUAUUUUUGUCUGUGUUGGCAUUGUAAGUUAAUACAGCAAGUAGGGAUGGGUACCGUUCACAAUGGAACCGAUACAUACCAAUUACCAGUACAUGGGAAUCGAUGCCGGUACUGGUGUGUGUUAAUAAAUAUGAAUUGUUUUCGAUAAUUACAUUUUUAUUGCAACAUUUAAAAGCUAGCUGAUCAUAACAACUGCUGUCCAGUUGUUACUUUGUGUUUUAUCGUGACAUUUCCAAGUCCAAGAUGUGAGACGGCAGUAAUGUGUAGUUUAUGGUGUGUUGGCUAGUCAGUUUAGUUUUGGCUGUCGAGUCUUUUGUUGCGGCCAAAAUGUGUUAAUACUGUAAGUACUUGUUUUCGAUUGAUUGUGCUUAAUUAUUCACCAGCUGUUUGAUUGUAACAUGCAUCCAAGUUGGCGAUUUCAGCGCCUCCAAAUUUGUUAAUGAAAACUACAUGUAAAAUCGCUAAUGCUAAUCAGUAGCAUGUCAUUAGCAAAGCCUUAUUUUACUUACAGUACGUUGGAACGGUUUUUGAGUCAGUUUCUUUGAUGGCAUUGAAAAUUGCAAUUUUACCUAGAGAGUGAUUACCAAGUGCCGAAGUGCGAAGACUCGGCGACUGGGCGUGACGUCAUAGCCCAACCCAGGUACUGAAACAUGGCACCGUUGCAUUUUUCGUGAAUCGGUACUUGGUAGGACCGGUGAGAUUCGGUCGGUGCCAAAAAAAGUACAUGCUACCCAUCCCUAAUAGCAAUCCAAUCCAAUCCACUUUAGUUAUGUAGCACAUUUAAACAACAAAAAUGUUUCCAAAGUGCUGCACAACAAUAUUAAAAACAAUAUUCAAAUAUUAUCCUUAGCUCCACCAAUGACUGAAUAAAAACAAAAAAUAAAUAAAUAUAAAACCAAUAUAAAAACAAUAUAAAAAAAUAAAUAUGAUUAAAAACGAUUUUAAAGGGUAAAACCAAUUAAAACAGUAAAUAGAAAUCAAAAAAAAAAAAAAAAACACAGAGGACCACACAACUCACGUACUGUUAAAAGCCAAAGAAUAAAAGUGGGUCUUAAGACAAGACUUAAAACACUCCACUGUGGGAGCAGUUUGAACAUGGAGGGGCAGAGUGUUCCAGAGCUUAUGGCCGACCACAGAGAAGGCCCUGUCUCCCCUGGAUUUAAGUCUGGUCUUGGGCACCACGAGCUGGAGCUGGCUCUCGGACCUCAGAGCGCGAGCAGGAGUGUAAAUUUGGAUGAGGUCCGAGAUAUACUGAGGUGCCAGUCCAUGUACAGCUUUAAAAACAAACAGCAAGGUUUUAAAAUCAAUUCUAAAAUGAACAGGGAGCCAGUGCAAACUCUGAAGAAUUGGGGUUAUAUGCUCGCGUUUCCUGGCCCCUGUUAAAAGUCGUGCUACCGCCAAGUGUAAAACAUCAGAAGCUUGUACAAUAACAGCAUUAUACCAUGCGAUCUAACUAUGUGCAUUCUCGUUAUUAUUAACACAGCAUAAAAUAGAUGAUUCAAAAUGAAUAAAUAGGCAUGGAUGACAGUUGAUGAGUAACAUUUCCCCUGGGGAUCAAUAAAGUUGUCUUAUAUUAAUAAUACAAUUAUUAAUCUAAUAAUAGUUUGUUUAUAUUUUUUUAUUUUGUACUGUUAUUUAUAUGAAAAUACCUAAGGAAUAUCUCAUUUUAUAUAUUUUUUUGUUUUGAUAUACAUCAUGACAUAGUAAUCGUGAUUAUUACUCAAGACAUUAAUCGUUGCAUUCCUAGUUCUGGAACUCACGUCAAUAUCCCACCACCAAGGAGUCCUCGGAACACACGUCCAGGCAAAUGUCCCACAAACUGCGUGGGACAAAAUUCCUGUCUUCCUUCUUAAUCUUGUACGUGAAACAAUUUGGUUGGAAAAAAAAAAGUCCUUAAACUUGCUACAAAUCUACUGAAAUUGGAGCCAUGACGUCAAGAUCGGAUUUAAUAAAUAAAAAAAUCAGAAUUGGCCGUAAUACCCUGCAGUGUGAACGUAGCCUCAGAAUCCAAAAUCCCAUCCAGGAGACUUACUUCAUUAAUGAGCUUUCUCCUCAGUGACAUAAUGAGUCUGUGGUCAAGGUCGAGACCACAAACACGAAAUAGAAAGCGUUUCAUUCCGAGUAAUGAUUAUUUAUUUACGUUUCGAAAAUUGAUUUGAGCAAAGACGUGUCUGAGAAUUUUUUUAACGUCACGAUGGCCAACGAAACGGCAGAAUAAACUUGCUAAUUGGUCCACAAGACACACUUAUAGAUAUUUUACAACUAUUUUUGUUUAAAUACCAGUUUUAUAAUAGUGUUUUAUAAGAAAAUGUUUUGGAAUGAAACCCUUUAAAAAUCUCUAUA
Molecule: messenger RNA, 7121 nt
Organism: Nerophis lumbriciformis (worm pipefish)
Lineage: Eukaryota; Metazoa; Chordata; Actinopteri; Syngnathiformes; Syngnathidae
Gene: usp31
Product: ubiquitin specific peptidase 31
Biological process (GO): protein deubiquitination
Molecular function (GO): cysteine-type deubiquitinase activity
Source: RefSeq, a predicted model, not a curated record